AUGAACAAACUGUUCUCUAAUCCGCUAUUUCCAGCUGGUGUUAGUGUUCUUCUUGUUGACGAUAAUGCUACCUGUCUCCGAAUACUAGAAGCUUUGCUACUCGCAUGCCACUACAAAGUGGUGAAAUGUGGAGGGGCGAUAGAUGCUUUGAGAAUCCUUCGAGAGGGUAAAGAGGAGAUCGACAUUGUUUUAAGCGAGCUACACAUGUCUCGCGUCAAUGGAUUCAAGCUUCUCGAUCGAAUAAUCGGACUGCAAAUUGACCUCCCUGUUGUGAUGAUCUCGAGUGAGGAGAGAGUCGAUGCAAUAAAGAAGAUAGUGAUCCAGGGGGCGUGUGGAUACUUACUAAAGCCGGUGAGGAAGGAAGAAAUUAAGCUCUUAUGGCAGCAUGUUGUUCGUCACAAACAGCAGGGGAAUUGGGGGAAGGGCAUAAGGCCGCCGCCGCUGCCGCCUGCGGCGGCGGCGGCCGGUGAGAUGCCGCCGCAGCAGAAAAGUGUAGAAAACUGUGAAAGCUCAAACAAUAAUAGGGAUGAAGAUACUAAUGCUACGGCUACUACGGCCGACGUUAAGAAACUGCGAUUUGUGUGGACACCACAGCUUCACCAGCAAUUUGUCGAUGUUGUUAAUCAAAUUGGUCUUAGAAAUGCCGUUCCAAAGAAAAUAUUGGAUUUGAUGAACGUUCCCCAUCUAACCAGAGCAAAUGUUGCCAGUCAUCUCCAGAAAUAUCGGAUUCAACUACAAAGGGAUGGGGAUCAGAAAUCACACAAGAAGUUGAGCAUUCAUCACUUCCAUUAUGAAGACAUGGUGUUGAACAAUGAACAACAAGCCGUGACGCCGACGGUGUUCGAUCAUCUCGGCGGUGGCGACUAUAACUAUGUUAAUGUUUACAACUAUGGCGGCCUAUGCCGACGGGUAAGAGGUAGUCCAACCAUAGAUAACAUUCUCAAUACAACAACUACGACUGUGGACGCUGUCAUCCUGCAAUCCCAACCGUAUACCGGAAAUAAUUAUCCCAACCAGUUGGGAAGUGCUUCCAGCAUGCUUCGCCAACAAGAUCACACCCAGUACAAUGGCGAAGAAGGAGAUUUUGGAGUCUCCUUGUACGAUUUUUCUGGCACAGAUAGUAAUUAGUUUGGAGAAUUACUAAACAUAACUUGUAUGAUAUAAUUAUGUCUA
Molecule: messenger RNA, 1173 nt
Organism: Ipomoea nil (Japanese morning glory)
Lineage: Eukaryota; Viridiplantae; Streptophyta; Magnoliopsida; Solanales; Convolvulaceae
Product: two-component response regulator ORR24-like
Exons: 6
Coding region: 1-1128 (375 amino acids)
Biological process (GO): cytokinin-activated signaling pathway; phosphorelay signal transduction system
Molecular function (GO): DNA binding
Source: RefSeq, a predicted model, not a curated record